GAGUCCGUAAAGCCUUUCCCUGCCAGCGUCCUAGCUUUUAUGGCUCCUAAAGUCAGCAGGGUCGUUUGUCAUCGCCGAGGCCGCGUCUGCGAAAGGAGGGACUCGCUCCGCGCCUGCUGGGUUCCUCUACGUUAUCCGUCGGUGUGGCCCUGAUGCUGCGGCAGUCUCCGGAUUCCUAGAACGCUGGAGCGAAUUUAAGAAGAUUUUGUUCACGUGUAUGGCAUAGAAGAUGAAUUCGUCCUCCUCCACCAUGAAUGAAGAACCUGAUGCUCUCUCGGUAGUUAACCAGCUCCGGGAUCUAGCAGCAGAUCCAUUAAACCGUAGAGCCAUUGUCCAGGAUCAGGGAUGUCUGCCCGGCCUUAUUUUAUUUAUGGACCAUCCCAACCCCCCUGUCGUCCACUCGGCUCUGCUUGCUCUUCGAUACUUGGCAGAGUGCCGUGCUAACAGAGAAAAGAUGAAAGGAGAGCUGGGUAUGAUGCUAAGCUUGCAAAGUGUUAUACAGAAGACUACAACUCCAGGAGAAACAAAACUGCUGGCCUCUGAAAUCUAUGAAAUUCUUCAGUCUUCCAAUAUGGCAGAUGGUGAUAGUUUCAAUGAAAUGAAUUCACGUCGAAGGAAAGCUCAGUUUUUUCUGGGAACCACAAACAAACGUGCCAAAACAGUGGUUUUGCAUAUAGAUGGUCUUGAUGAUACGACUCGGAGAAACCUGUGUGAAGAAGCUUUGUUAAAAAUUAAAGGCGUUAUUAGCUUUACUUUUCAAAUGGCUGUUCAAAGAUGUGUGGUGCGAAUCCGUUCAGAUCUGAAAGCAGAGGCUUUGGCAUCAGCAAUAGCAUCAACCAAGGUUAUGAAGGCUCAGCAAGUUGUGAAAAGCGAAAGUGGAGAAGAGAUGCUGGUCCCGUUCCAAGACACGCCUGUGGAAGUAGAACAGAACACAGAGCUGCCCGACUACCUGCCUGAGGACGAGAGUCCCACAAAGGAGCAGGACAAAGCAGUGUCCCGGGUGGGCUCACACCCAGAGGGUGGAGCUAGCUGGCUGAGCACAGCUGCAAACUUUUUAUCCAGAUCGUUUUACUGGUGACUUCAGUUUGGGGCUCAAGGACUGUGUAAACGAACAAGGGGCCAGUUUUCCAUUGUUGUGGUGAACUGUCAAGUGCAAUUUGCAAUAAGUUAUCAUGAAAAGUUUCUAGAUUACAUGAUUAAGAAUGCUGCAUUUUACUGGACAUUUUACCCCACUAAGUGGUAAAAAGGACAGGCUACAGGUGGAAUUGCUUUGUUUAUGAAGGUGUUUUGGUUUUGUUUUCCUUUGUUUAUAAAUUGCCUCACUUUUUAAAAAACAUGGGUCCACCGUUAAACCAAACAUGUAUUUGUGCAGCUUUACAUUUUAUUUUACACAAAGCACGUGAUUAGGAAAACUUUUCUCAAGCCUCAGGACCUAUCUGAAGAGAAGAUUUUUUUGUUUUUUUGUUUUUUAGCUCAAGUUGUGCAUGAAUUACUGAACACUUUGCCUUUUCUCAUGAGAGAUGCUUGCUUUGGUACUCUUUCUUUCUCAUGAAAAGAUACUUGCUUUGAAAGCAUUUCUCAUAAUUCCCCUUUUGUGCCUUUUUUAUUUUGCCAACCAUGUUUAUAGAAAGGACGUCACUAGUGACAUUUUGUGAAUUAAAACAUAUUCACUGCAACGUAACAGACCCCUAAAAAUACAACUCUACAAAAACUUGGCAGUCUUAGUUGUUAUAAUUUUUAAAAGAUUAACACAAAAUCAGUCGAGAAGGGAACAUGUAUAUCAGCAAAGUGUUAUUGGAGACCAUUUGAAUGUGACCAAAUGUGGUUCUAGUUGACUGCUGUUCAGUUUGGUUUAUAUCAGCUCUUGAGAAUUAUGUCCACCAUAAUAUUGGGAGUGACUGUAAAUGGUCUCUAGGCCUUACUUUGUGAUUACACACUAUCCCCUGCUAAGAAGAAGAAGAAAAAAAGUAGUAAAGAACUGACAAACUUGAAAAAAGAAAACAAAAAUGGAACGCCUAUAAUGCCAUAGUGCUAUUUGAUAGAGUCUGACCUUAAAACGUGAAUUACUUGGCAGAUGCCUAUUCAGUAGGUGUUUCCUUGUAUUGCUUUUUGUAAAUUUAUUACGAACAUGCAGUCAUAUUGAAUGAAAAGGAAAAAAGACUCAAAUUAUUGCUUAUAAAGAAAGAAAGCCAGCAUUUGUCCGUCCACUUAAACUUUCUGCCAGAAAAAAACAGGACUUCAGCAAAGGUAAGAUAAAUAAAUAUAAAUAUAUAUACAUAUAUAUUUUUGGUAUAGAUUUAAGAGCUAAUUACAUAUAUGUAAUGCUUUAUUAAAUUUCUGAAAUAUUUGGCAACAAAAAAUUUUCUUUUGGAAAUCCAACUAACUCCAGAUAAAGUUUAAUGCUAAUAUGAUUAAAAACUAAUAGGAGGAAAUCGAAAACUUUUUUCGUCAACAUGUAGAGCUGCUAUUUAACUCCUUGGAGAAUGUGAAGUGAAAAUUGGACCCUGGAGGGUUUCCUUGCAUUUUCAUUGCUUCUCUUUUAGAGAAAACUAAAAGCAUCCAGUGCCACUGGAGAAGAAUUAUUGUAAAAUAGUUUGCCAGCCAGAAUCUUGAGUUCAAGAACAUUGUGACCUUAUAGAGGGAGGGGUGUUGAGGGUAUGGAGAGUAAUAUUUUUUCACCUGGCCUCUGACUCAGGUGAGGCGCACAACUGAAAAUAUAAGCUUUCAGGGCAUGUAUUGCUUUAAAUGCAUAGUACAACUUGCUGCCAGACCAGAUGUGUUGAAAACAAAACAAAACAAAACAAACCCACCUCCUUUCUAUAGCCAUUGAAACAAAGUUUACUGUUCUAACAGGUUUGUAUUUUAUUUUGCAUUGCCACACAUCUGCUUAUUUAAAAAACGACAUCCUUUUGAUAGUAAUUGUUCAGCACAAGUAGGUAUUACAGCUUGAUGUUUGUGUGUUCUAAUUCUCAGUGUUCUUUGAUUCCAGGUCUUAUAUAUAGAGCAGUUAAGGCAACUGUAACAGCAUUUUUUGAAAUAUAUUGUAAAAUAAUAAAAGGUAACAUAAUUAAAAUUGAAUGGAUAUUGCA
This is a messenger RNA of Lagenorhynchus albirostris (white-beaked dolphin), 3089 nucleotides long. It is a transcript of the gene ARMC1, whose product is annotated as armadillo repeat containing 1. The record is from RefSeq and is a predicted model, not a curated record. The coding region runs from base 230 to 1078 and encodes 282 amino acids. NCBI's taxonomy places the organism in Eukaryota, Metazoa, Chordata, Mammalia, Artiodactyla, Delphinidae. Gene Ontology annotation, molecular function: metal ion binding; protein binding. The transcript has 7 exons.